This is a messenger RNA of Psammomys obesus (fat sand rat), 463 nucleotides long. RefSeq names its product fatty acid 2-hydroxylase (gene Fa2h). Gene Ontology annotation, molecular function: heme binding. The record is from RefSeq and is a predicted model, not a curated record. NCBI's taxonomy places the organism in Eukaryota, Metazoa, Chordata, Mammalia, Rodentia, Muridae. Gene Ontology annotation, cellular component: intracellular membrane-bounded organelle; membrane. The coding region runs from base 74 to 463 and encodes 129 amino acids. The transcript has 2 exons.
GCUCCGGAGAUGUUAGAGGCGCGCCGGGCGGCCGCGGAGCAGACUGCCGGGCUCCGAGCUCCGCCGUCCCGCCAUGGACCCCGCUCCGCCCCCCGCCGCCUCCUUCUCGCCCGCCGAGCUCCAGCGGCGCCUGGCGGCCGGCGCCUGCUGGGUCCGCCGCGGCGCCAGCCUCUACGACCUCACCGGCUUCCUGCGGCAUCACCCGGGGGGCGAGCAGCUGCUGCGGGAGCGGGCCGGCCAGGACAUCGCUGCCGACCUGGACGGACCGCCCCACAGACACUCGGACAACGCCCGCCGCUGGCUGGAGCAGUACUACGUGGGCGAACUGCGAGGCGACCCGCAGGAUCCCAUGGAGAAUGGUGCUGUAGCCUCUACAGAGACUCAGAAGACAGACCCUGGUACUGAGCCACAGUUCAAAGUGGUGGACUGGGACAAGGUAGCUGGCACGGGACAUUGGGAAUGA